Messenger RNA from Pelmatolapia mariae (spotted tilapia), 4429 nucleotides. It is a transcript of the gene tub, whose product is annotated as TUB bipartite transcription factor. Gene Ontology annotation, cellular component: cilium. NCBI's taxonomy places the organism in Eukaryota, Metazoa, Chordata, Actinopteri, Cichliformes, Cichlidae. The transcript has 12 exons. Bases 628 to 2121 code for a protein of 497 amino acids. Gene Ontology annotation, biological process: protein localization to cilium. The record is from RefSeq and is a predicted model, not a curated record.
AGAACGAGGGGGUGGCACUGCACAAAAAUAGAGCUAAAGGAACAUCAAAGAUGCAAGACAAAAGGGAUUCUCUAUAACCUUUCUUCCUUUUUGCACCUUUGACUUUGCACUUACUGCAAGCGUAGGUGAUGUUGCACGAGCGAUAAUGAGCGAUAGAUCGGGCAAAGAGGCAGAGAUCGAGAUUUGGACCGAGAAUAAGGAGGGGAGGGGGGAUUUAAAGGGAAAGAAACGGAGGGAGAUUUAGAUAGAGCCUACAGAGUAAGUGUGAGGGAAGAGAGCCAGCGCAGAGAAGGAGCAGAGGCAGUGGAUGGGAGAAGAGAAGAGGAGAGGCAUUGACUGGAAGCAUACACAUGGAAGAGAGAAGAAAACGGCUAUUUCAUGUGUUCACUGUGCAUGACUGAAGAGUGCGGCUGUCUGACUGGAUUGUUAGUCAUCUGCUGCCCCACAACUAGAGGACGUACAAAAAGCACACAGGCAGGCUGGGAAUACAGAGCUGUGUGCAGAGGAUGAACAGGCGGUGUGGGCUCGCUGGCUGUGAUCGCUGUCCUCAGACCCCAUAGCCUCUUCCACUGGUGCUGUUGCAGGCCGUUAGCCUUGCAGUUAGACAGCAACAGUCAUAAAUACAGAAUGAGCUCCAAGCACUCCUCCGACUGGAUUCCCUACAGCACUUUAGAUGAUGAGGGCACCAACCUCCGCCAGCAGAAACUGGACAGACAGCGAGCACUCCUUGAACAGAAGCAGAAGAAGAAGAGGCAAGAGCCCCUGAUGGUCCAGUCUAAUGUGGAUGGGAGAUCACGGACCCGUCGGACCAAGCAAAGUGAGGAACAGGCUCCACUGGUGGAAUCCUACCUCAGCAGCAACAGCAGCACUAUCUACCAUGUGCAAGAAGCUGAACAGGAAGAGGUGAAGGUGAUGUCGGAUCCACAGCCACCACGCUCAGCCAAAAAGGGCAAAGCAUCAGCCAGUUCCACUCCACAGACAGGCAGUGAAAAGAAGGAGAGGAAGGGGAAACACAAAGCAGCGAUCGAUGGCCUGGCUUCCCAGCAGGAUGACAGUCAGAUCCAGAUCCUGACAGUGGGUCACCCCACCUCAGAGGAGGCCGAGGCAGAGCCUGUGAUGAGCUGCACUCAGUCUCAGAGUAAACAGGAUCUUCGCGUGACCAUGCUCAAAAAAGGUAUAUCGAGCAGCAUGAAUUUUGAUGAAGAGGAGGAUGAUGAUGAUGAAAUUAGCUCCAGUUCUUCACAGCUCAACAGCAACACAAGACCAGGCUCUGCCACUAGUAAAAAGUCAUGCAAGGAGGUGGCCUCAGCACCCACUCCACCAGUCAGUGAACCUGCCAUUGAUGUUGAUGACCUUGAGGAGUUUUCUCUGCGCCCAGCACCACAGGGGGUCAGAGUGAAGUGCAGAAUCACCAGGGACAAAAAGGGCAUGGACAGAGGCAUGUAUCCGACCUACUAUCUCCACCUGGAGAGAGAGGAUGGCAAGAAGGUGUUCCUGUUAGCUGGGAGAAAGAGGAAAAAGAGUAAAACAUCAAAUUACCUCAUCUCCAUUGAUCCAACUGAUCUGUCUCGAGGUGGAGAGAGUUUUAUUGGCAAACUGAGAUCAAACCUCAUGGGAACUAAGUUCACUGUAUAUGACAACGGUCUGAACCCUAUGAAGAGCACCACCAGCCUCGAAGCUAGCAACUUGCGUCAAGAGCUAGCAGCCAUUUGCUAUGAAACCAAUGUCUUAGGAUUUAAAGGGCCUCGAAAAAUGAGUGUCAUCAUUCCUGGAAUGAACAUGGACCACGAGAGAGUGUCUAUUCGGCCACGAAAUGAUCAUGAGUCACUGCUGGCCAGGUGGCAGAACAAGAACACAGAGAGCGUGAUUGAACUUCACAACAAGACGCCUGUGUGGAAUGAUGACACACAGUCCUACGUGCUCAACUUCCACGGCAGAGUCACUCAGGCUUCCGUUAAGAAUUUCCAAAUUAUUCACGACAAUGACCCUGACUAUAUUGUGAUGCAGUUUGGCCGUGUGGCAGAGGAUGUGUUCACCAUGGACUAUAACUACCCAAUGUGUGCCCUGCAAGCCUUUGCCAUUGCCCUCUCCAGCUUUGACAGCAAGUUAGCGUGUGAAUAGACUCCAGCCUGAAGUUCAGUGGAUAACUACUCCUCCUGUUGUCUCAACAAGGGCUGCUUAUGUAUCACUGGGGCUGAUUUGAGAUCACUCGUUACCUUGGAAGUCCCACGUAUCCUGAAAUGCUUUAUGGGACUUAAAUUAUGUGUACGUAUGUGUGUGGGGGUGGGGUGGGACCUCAGGAUGGUGUUUGUCAGUGGAAGAAAACAAGCACAAAGAGUAAUCCACUUUCCAAAUCAGAUUCAUUUGUUUUGAUAACUAUAGUCAUUUUGUACUGCAAUGGCAUUAUAAAUAUGUUUCUUUAUGUAGUAGUUCUAGUAAUUUAACAUUUCUUUAUCUGUAAACUAUAACUAACCGUUAUGCAUCAGUAAGUUUAAAAAAAAAGUUGACUGGGUUUAUGUAGUCUACCAACACAAAGUCACACGCUUCCUCGAGCAUGGAUACUGCUUAUAUACUUACUGAAUUAAUAAUAACAUGCACGUCACAAUGUAUUUAUUUUAUUGACAUAUUUAUUACCUGCUCAUUUUAUGUUCUCUGCUGUCAUUUGCAACAAAUUCUGCUGUAAUCGCUCCACGGAACUGCAAGCACAUUAAAUGUCAUGAUAGGAAGAUCACUUGUAUCCACAGUAAAAAAAAAAAAAAUUAGAGGUUUGAAAAGGGGAAAGGCAUGUUACACAGUGCUGUGUAUCAUAUACAAUAUUGUGUCACAGUGUCAUAUACGUGAAUGUAUAGGAUGAUGGUGCACUUUACUUUGAAGUCUGUGGUGGAUGAGCUAUAGCUGUACAUACUUUAUUGUGCCUUUGAAGACUAAUUCCAGUGUUACAUCUUGGCCGUAAAUUGAGCUGAGCUUGAAUUGGUCUUUGCGUUUUUUGCUUUCCUCACAUACACCGAGAGGAUUUCUCUGUAGCUACUUAGAAUUAUUUUUCUUUAAUUAAAGUUCAUUUCGACUGAAAAACAAUGCCUGGGGUUGCACAACAUUCAGAAGAUAAUAUUCCAAAGUGUGCAUCUUAAGAUUUAAGAACAUGUUGCACUAAAUAGAUGGCUAUUUAUUUACAUAAUACUGUAAAUCAGGCAGCAGAUAUAUAGCAGAUAUCUGAGGUACUCGGGCCUAAGUGUCACGGUCCUGGCUCAGUGUUUUUAGUUUCACUGUAUUUUGUUAUUCAUUUAUGUUCUAGUUUAGCUUAUCUAGUUAAUUUCUAUUAUGCUAGGUUGCUGUUAUUGUUCAUUGUUUAGUAGAUUCCCCUUGUUUUCUGACACCUUCGUUUUAGUCCUUCAUGUUGUCAUGUCUGCGUCUCGUCAUGUUUUCUGUUUAUUUUGAAAAUCUCAUUUCCAUGUCCGUUGUAUUUAGGUUUACAUUUUCCUGUGGCAUCAUUAUGUUUAUUCUUGUCAGCUGUUUCCUCACGUGUCUCCACUUCCCCUCAUCACCUCAUGUGCAUAUUUAAGUCUUUUGUCUCUUACUGUUCAUUGUCAGCUCGUCUGCCUAUGUUCCCCCAUGUUAGUCUUAGUCAAACUUAUAGUCUUAGCUGUCGAGUUGAGUUUUUUCUUUAUUUAUGUUCAUGUAGUCCUCCUCUCGCUUUUGAUUCUUGUAUCAGCCCAAAUAAAGGCUCGCCUUUUGUUUAACUUUAGUUCAGUUCUCUCACGUCCGCUUUUUGGGUCCAUACCUUAAACACACCGGCUGCCCAGCCGUGACACUAACGUUGUGCUGGUAUCUUCUGAUCUCUGCUUGGAAAAUGUACCGAACAGAAAUUGACUUACUGCCAACAGACAUACUCGUACAAUGUGAAACUACCAUAGCUUCGAUGCAUCUUCCAUCUUUUGCUUUAUGUAUUAAAUUAGCUCUGUGCUUCACUGAGAUGGAGUAUGAUACAUUCCUCAUCCCACUGGCAGUAAGUUUCUAUAUCACCUAGUUUAUUGCUGUUCAUAUUUUUACUCAAACUAUUAUUCCUCUUGCUCCUUAUGGGGCAGUAUCCUUUCUCAAAUAUAUGACGGUAUUUUGUAUUUUACGACCAUUAAAAAAAAAAAAAUGCUGAAUGGAGGUGACGAACAAUCUCCACUAUUGUUACUGUGGGUUCUGAGCAAAUCUUUAUCAAAUGUGCUAUUCUUGUACUCAACUGUGUUCUAACUAUUUCAAAUUUCUAUUUUAAAAUUGUUGAUACUCUUGCUGUAAAGUCUGCUUUUCAUACAUGUGUCCAAGAGCCAGAGGUUCUGUCACUUUGUUUUUAGUGCUGUCAUUGUAAUGUACAGUAAAUGGUGUACAAUUUACUGUGGUGGUACACAGUCCUUUGUUCAUGAAAAAAAAUAAAUAAAAUGAC